AUGGAAAAAUCCGGUCCGCCCGCUGAUGUCUCCACCGGCGAGGUUUUCGUUGUCGACAACCGAUCCCGAGACGAUUGGAUCAAGCUCAUCCUCCUUGUCGUGCUCAUUAUUGUGUUCCCACCAGCCGCCGUCGCCGUUCAGGCCAAUGAGUGCAACGUGCACGUGAUCAUCAACUUGUUCCUCAUCUUCUUCUUCAUUAUUCCUGCCACGCUGCACGCCAUUUGGUACUGCUUCUUCCGCCAACGCCCCGAGCUCAUCAUCGCC
Mesorhabditis spiculigera is the source of this 264-nucleotide messenger RNA. NCBI's taxonomy places the organism in Eukaryota, Metazoa, Nematoda, Chromadorea, Rhabditida, Rhabditidae. The record is from the annotation of a GenBank genome assembly.